This is a messenger RNA of Platichthys flesus (European flounder), 1866 nucleotides long. It is a transcript of the gene cfdp1, whose product is annotated as craniofacial development protein 1. The transcript has 7 exons. The record is from RefSeq and is a predicted model, not a curated record. NCBI's taxonomy places the organism in Eukaryota, Metazoa, Chordata, Actinopteri, Pleuronectiformes, Pleuronectidae. Bases 156 to 1070 code for a protein of 304 amino acids.
AAGAAGAAGAAGAAGAAGAAGAAGAAGAAGAAGAAGAAGAAGACGACGACGACGAAGAAGACGAAGAAGAAGAAGAAGAAGAAGAAGAAGAAUUUGUUAGAUUUCAGUCGGUUUCAUUUACUUCGUUAUCAGUCAGGGGCUUUUAAUGCACAAUAAUGAACUAUUGUGACUACGACUCUGACGGAUAUUCGUCUAAUGAGGACGCAGACUACGUCCCAUCAGAUGAUAAUUUAAGCGAAGAUGACAUUAACCAGUGUUUAAAGGAAGACCCUCUGUACGAAAAUGAUGUUGUACCACAUCCUGAUGAUGUCAGCAAAACAAAAAGGAAGAAGAAGGCCAUCAGCAUGAGAAAGAGGAAGAAAGGAGUACUAAAAUUUGAGAUGGAAGGAGGGGAUGGAGGUGAAGCACAAGAGUCCCAUCCAGCACAGGAAGAGAUGGUCAAACCCAGAGGGGAAGGGGAUGUUGAUGAAGAGAAUUCAAAGAAAAAAUCUGAUGACCUCUGGGUGAGAUUCCUGUCUGAUGUUGGAUCCAGACCCAAACAAUCCACAGAUAAUGCACAGUCAAGUACCACACAGAAGGCAGACUCUCCAGCAAUGAAGACUGCUCUUUUGACUAAAGAAACAACAGCAUCAGAACCUGCCAACGUCACCGUCACUAAAGUGUUCGACUUUGCUGGAGAAGAAGUUAGAGUUAAUAAAGUGGUGUUAGCAAACUCCAGAGAAGGUCAAAGUUAUCUGAAGAGCCAAAAUGCUGAACCGGAGGAGAAUGGAGAAGAAGACACAAACUCAUCACCCGGUCAACCACCUCUUCCUGGCACCAGUGCUAAGCGACCAGCUGGCAUGUCAAGCCUUUUGAGUCGUAUGGGGGGAAAGAAACAAAAGAUGAGCACACUUGAAAAAUCAAAGAUGGACUGGGAUGCAUUCAAAUCCGAGGAGGGCAUCACGGAGGAGCUGGCUAUUCACAACAGAGGCAGAGAAGGGUUUGUGGAGCGGAAGAACUUCUUGGAGCGGGUCGACCAUCGCCAGUUUGAGUUAGAAAAAGCAGUAAGACUGAGCAACAUGAAACAAUGAUAGAGUUUCCGUUUCCUCAGUAAAGUUGCCCCAGACUGGUGCUGUUGCUUGGGUCUAUUUCAGAACAUGGAUAUUAAUAGGUGUAGUUUGUGUAAUGGUCAGGUUGAGUGUUCUGUCCUUCCAUCAUUGUGAGAACCAAUUAGAUUUUCAAAUCUAAUUGUUUAAUAUUCAAAUCUAAUAGAUUAAUAAAUCUAAUCUAAGAACAUUUUUGAAUUGUGAGGUCAUUCUUGUCUGUUCAUGGAGCUGAUGACAAAGUUUUAAUAAUUUGCUAUUAUUACAACUUUUGUUUUUAAUUUUGUACAUUCAUUUUAUUUGUUAUUGUAUUUGUACUCACCACUUAAAUUUUUAUAUCUAAAUAACUCUGAAAGACAGGCCAAGAAACACAAGCACUCAGACAAUGGUAAAGACAGACUCAAUUUACAGAUUACAACAAAAAAUAUCGAAAUAGAAAUAAAAAGUAGACUUAAAUUGGAAUCUUGUAAAAGUUAGAGCAACUGGCUCUGGAAAUAUUUGUUUUCCAUCUGUAGUUUUCUUAAAGAGUUAAAUGUUACUAACAGAAUCAAAAUAAAGCUGCAAAUGCAAAGGCCAAAUCUCGAGUGGAUGUGUUUAUGUGGGCCCUCAUAUACCAGAAAGAAACUGGGUGUCACCAUAAGUCCUGCGCUAUUCACCAACAUUACCAAUUGACCUUUGGAAGCUACAGAAGAUAUAUAUGGUGCCAUGCAUUGAUGCUCUGCAUGUAAAUAUAUUUGUCCAAGCAGAGCCCUAAAACUGUAAAUAAAUAACUUUUCACAGUCCA